Aspergillus costaricaensis CBS 115574 is the source of this 295-nucleotide messenger RNA. RefSeq lists its product as uncharacterized. The record is from RefSeq and is a predicted model, not a curated record. Lineage: Eukaryota; Fungi; Ascomycota; Eurotiomycetes; Eurotiales; Aspergillaceae. The transcript has a single exon. The coding region runs from base 61 to 240 and encodes 59 amino acids.
CUCCGAGCGACCCAACCACUGGGUAGUAAGUACUACUAAGUAGUGCGUUACCGCUGAACCAUGAACCGACAAGAGAAGAAAAGGGAACCUAAAUUCACCGGGAUUUGGUGCCCAUGGUCCCCGCGCCGUGUGCCAAUCAGCUGCCGUGCGACUACGGUUCGGAGCGCUCCUUUCCCUGCUGGACCCAACCACAAUCGAGGCGUCGGUAACUCAAGGGCUUCUCCUACGCCAAUGGGAUAGCGCCGCGGCUGUCGCUUAACCUUUGGGACUGACUUGCAUCACUCCGUGCCCACCU